AUCAUGAAUAAGAUUUACUAAAGGCUAUUUCGUGCAUUGGUAAAAGAGUGAGGAAGUAAAGAAAGAAAGAAGAAAGGAAGGGAGAGGCACGAGUUAGACAGUUUACUGUAUUAUUGAGGGGUGCUAUAUAAAUUUCUUGGCAUAAGUUUAUGAUAGUGGUGUAGAGUAUAUUUGUGUAGUUUAAACGGUUAGCGAUCUCUUUGCCUAACUAAAGUAAAUAAAAAUAUUGUGUCUGCACUACGUCUAUCUUACCCUCUCUUAAGUUAAUAAGACAUGAAUAAUAAUGGAGGUAGAAUUACUAUAGUACAUAUAGGAGCAGGUAACCAUUCUGUAGAUAAGACAGUAGUAUAUAAGAAAUUAAUACGACGAAGUUUAAAUAUCAAUAAUUCAAUAGUCGAAGUAAUAAAAACUAUAGAAGGAACUAAAUAUACCAAUACCGGAUAUGGAAGUUCUUUAAAUUUAAUAGGAAAGGUUGAAUGUGAUUCAAGUUUUAUUAAAGUCUUUGAUGGAGUACGAAAUCAAGGAGCUUUAGGUGGAAUUAAUGAUAGUUUAUAUCCUAUAUUAACUACAAGUAAAGUAUAUGAUAGAAUUAAUGAGUUUUAUAAAGAUGAUGAAUCAGGUUUAAGUCGACCUUUGAGUUUAUACUAUGGAUCAUGUCAUCAAUUAUUUCUGCAAAAGGAAAAGGAAAAAGAUAUUCAUCCACUUAUCAGUCCCGAAUGUCAAACCAUUUACGAUAGUCAUAAAGAUCGAGUAUUUAAGAAUUCAGGUGGGAGUUUACUGUUACUGUUACUGUUACAGGAAAUCUCAGAUACUGUAGGAGCUAUAAUUAUUGAUAAUAAUAAUAAUAACACUCAAAUAUUCACAUCUUCAGGAGGUAAUUUCUUUAAAUUACCAGGUCGUAUAGGAUGUGCAGGGAUUGUAGGAUGUGCUAUAGACUUUACAAUUAUAGAUAAUAUAGAAAUAAGUUGUAUGUGUAGUGGGAAUGGUGAAGAUAUUAUAUUGAUGAAUCUUGCUAAUUAUUUAGUAAAUAAUAUCAUGAAUGAGAGUAAUGACUAUGGAACUAAUUUGAUAAAUUUGAUAAAGACUCAUUCAUCUAAAUUCUCAUUGAAUGGAACUAAUGAUAAUGAUGAAUCUAUAGUAUAUGUUGGAGUAGUACUUUUAUUAAAUGAUAAAUCUACUGGUAAUAAGAUGUUGGUAUACUGUCAUUCAACCCAAUCAUUCUACUUUGGAUAUUCAAAUAGUAAUACAGGAGAAUAUGAAGUAAUACUUAGUAGAUUAAAUAAUAUAGACAAGUAUGGAAAAGUAUACAAAACUGGAGAAUACAAAUUAUGAUAAUAAAAAUUAAGAUUGUUAUGUUUUAUGUAUUAUUUUAUAUAUAUAGAUUU
Messenger RNA from Scheffersomyces amazonensis, 1385 nucleotides. It is a transcript of the gene FGR10, whose product is annotated as Fgr10p. Gene Ontology annotation, molecular function: asparaginase activity; threonine-type endopeptidase activity; beta-aspartyl-peptidase activity. Bases 274 to 1332 code for a protein of 352 amino acids. NCBI's taxonomy places the organism in Eukaryota, Fungi, Ascomycota, Pichiomycetes, Serinales, Debaryomycetaceae. The record is from RefSeq and is a predicted model, not a curated record. Gene Ontology annotation, biological process: protein maturation. The transcript has a single exon. Gene Ontology annotation, cellular component: cytoplasm.